AUGUCUAGCCAACCAGAUGCGGGGGUUCCUCUUAGCCAUGCGCCAGACGGCAACGGAUAUAAGUUAUUAGAGCUACCGCCUGAUUUGCUCGCUCUUCUAGAAUCAGAAAAUCCCCCGGUUCUAACUUUAGAAUCCUCGCCGAAUUCCGCCAUCUUAAAAAACGGUGCUCAGUCAUGGGGUCUCCGUCAGAAGAACACAUCAAAUGCUUUGAUCUUGCUUAAGUCUACGGAGAGUACAACCUUGUCUUCGUCUCAAAUGCCGACAGCUAGCUUGAAAGCCAUCGCGACGAUCCACGAUACGGUUGAACUGGUUUCGGAACCUUCCGAAAAGGCGGCUCCUGUUGCGAGAGGGAAAUGGCAUGAGAAAUUUGCCCGUGGAAGGUAA
Messenger RNA from Hypoxylon fragiforme, 384 nucleotides. RefSeq lists its product as uncharacterized. Gene Ontology annotation, cellular component: Ctf18 RFC-like complex. The record is from RefSeq and is a predicted model, not a curated record. Bases 1 to 384 code for a protein of 127 amino acids. NCBI's taxonomy places the organism in Eukaryota, Fungi, Ascomycota, Sordariomycetes, Xylariales, Hypoxylaceae. Gene Ontology annotation, biological process: mitotic sister chromatid cohesion. The transcript has 2 exons.